AAGGGAAGCGCGCGAACCGGUUGGUUGAAUCUUCGUCACUUCCGUCACUCAUCGACGAACUCGGCCCUUCUUUCUCUUUCCCGUUUCAAGCACCACUUUCAAUCCCUGCUUCACAGACAAUGAAACGAGGAAGAAAAAAACACAACGACUAUGUAAAAGAAGAUCGCCUCAGUGAUUUACCCAAUUGUGUUCUUCUUCGCAUACUAUCCCUUUUGGAUGCUGACGAAGCUGUUAAAACUUGCACAAUCUCUAGUAGAUGGAGACAUCUUUGGAAGCAUCUUCCCACCCUUAUAUUAUGUUCUUCACACUUUAUGAGGAUCAAAAGUUUCAAUAGAUUUGUGUCUCGUAUUUUGUGUCUUCGUGAUGUGUCAACCCCGCUGCACGCUGUUGAUUUUCUGUGCCGGGGUGUUGUGGAUCCUCGCCUACUCAAAAAGGUCGUCACAUACGCUGUUUCACAUAAUGUUGAGAAAUUAAGAGUCCAUGCCUGCUGUGAUUUUCAACACUUCUCAUCUUGCUUUUUUUCAUGUCACACUUUAACCUCUCUUGACCUUUGUGUUGGUCCCCCUAGAACUGAUGAGAGAUUAUCAUUUCCUAAGUCCCUUAAUUUGCCAGCAUUAACCACCUUGUCUCUAGAGUCAUUCGCCUUUUGUGUUGGUGACGAUGGUUGUGCUGAGCCUUUUUCGGCAUUAAACAGUUUGAAAAAUUUGAUGAUUCUGUAUUGUAAUGUUCUUGAUGCAGAAAGCCUCUGCAUAUCAAGUGUUACACUUACCAAUUUGACUAUAGUAGGGGAUCCUGUUUACUAUAGCACGGUUGAGUUAUCUACUCCAAGUCUUUUCACCUUUGACUUUGUUUGUUAUGAGGGUAUUCCUGUUUUGAAACUAUGUAGGAGCAAAAUCAACCUCUCUUCUGUCAAACAUGUAAAUAUUGAGGUAAGAAUGUGGACAGAUUAUGCCGAUGCUUCGUUGGUUCUUCUCAACUGGUUAGCUGAGCUUGCUAAUAUCAAAUCAUUGACACUCAAUCAUACUGCUCUAAAGGUUCUCUCGUUAGUUCCUGAUUUAUUGAAGGUUGAGUUCCAUUCCUUGUGUAACUUGAAGUUACUUAAAGUGAAAAUGCGCAUACCCUCAUCCAUGCCUAAUGGAACGUUGUACUUUUUACUUCAAAACUCACCCUCAGCAAAGGUUGAAAUCGUAGAUUGGAGGAUGCCAAUGGGUUGUCAAUGAUUAGGUGGUUUUAGGCCUUUCACACAGUGGGUUGACAAGUGAUUAGACAUUGAUUUCUGUUGUCCAUAUGGAGCAAACUGGGAAAUUUCAAAGAAGCAAUAUCAAAGUAAUGAGGUUUUGAAUCAAACUUUUGUCAGAACCCACUAUGCUUUAGUUUUUAUGUAUAAACACAGUUGUGCUGGAAUUCUGGAGGCACUGGCAGAUGUAUUUUGAGUGAUAUUUGUAACUUCAGUUUCCAUGAAACUCAAAUGUUUUUUUGUAUAAACUCAAAUGUUACAUUGACAGCUAUAUUUCAAUAUGCAACCUA
Molecule: messenger RNA, 1527 nt
Organism: Medicago truncatula (barrel medic)
Lineage: Eukaryota; Viridiplantae; Streptophyta; Magnoliopsida; Fabales; Fabaceae
Product: F-box/LRR-repeat protein At3g26922
Exons: 5
Coding region: 120-1220 (366 amino acids)
Molecular function (GO): protein binding
Source: RefSeq, a predicted model, not a curated record